Molecule: messenger RNA, 746 nt
Organism: Sitophilus oryzae (rice weevil)
Lineage: Eukaryota; Metazoa; Arthropoda; Insecta; Coleoptera; Curculionidae
Product: huntingtin-interacting protein K
Exons: 2
Coding region: 142-501 (119 amino acids)
Biological process (GO): protein stabilization; negative regulation of apoptotic process
Source: RefSeq, a predicted model, not a curated record
CUAAAAUUUAUAUAGGUUAGAUUUGUGAAAUUGUGAAAAUUAUAAUCUGCAGUAAACUGACUUGGAAGUUUUAUAAAAUAAUAUUUUUCUUUCAGAGAAACAUUCUAUUUUCUAUUGUAUUAUAUUAGUAACUUUAGUUCAAUGGCUGACGAAGAUCCUGUUAAUGGAAAUUCUGAUGAAAAUUCCGAAAAAUCUCAACAAAAGAAACAAGCUAAAUAUGAUAGUGGAGCUGCAGAUCUGGAAAAAGUAACAGACUAUGUGGAAGAAAAAGAAAUAUCGACACAGGACGUAGCUAAUGCGAUAUCAGCUAUCGGAGAUAGAAGAAAUCAAGCAGCUUUAGAGAAACAAGCGAGGGAGAAGGAACUUCUAAAAAUCUCCAUUAAAAAAGAGGACGUUGAUCUUAUAGUUGGAGAAAUGGCAAUUUCUAGAAUCAAAGCUGAAAGAACCCUCAGAGAGAAUCAUGGGAAUGUGGUUAAUGCUUUAAUUGCACUAUUAAAUUAAGACAUUGCAUACUACUCAAAAUUAUUGUUUUUCUUGUUUUCUUCACUUUCCUUAAAAUGCAUAUUUAAAAAUCAUACUAUUAUUCUAUCUAUUAGAAUGUAUUCUAUCUAUGAAAGAUAUUUUGUAUAGAAAGGUUUAACAAGUGAAACCGUAAUAGUUUAUUUGUCUUACAAAUUAUGGAUCUAAGAUAUACAAAAUGUGUUAAAUCGAUUUUGUGUCAAGACAAGUUAUAAAUAUUCUCUGUC